Messenger RNA from Babesia bigemina, 624 nucleotides. RefSeq names its product cytochrome c/c1 heme lyase, putative. Gene Ontology annotation, cellular component: mitochondrion. Gene Ontology annotation, molecular function: holocytochrome-c synthase activity. The coding region runs from base 1 to 624 and encodes 207 amino acids. The record is from RefSeq and is a predicted model, not a curated record. The transcript has 4 exons. NCBI's taxonomy places the organism in Eukaryota, Apicomplexa, Aconoidasida, Piroplasmida, Babesiidae.
AUGGAUCGCAAAGAAGCCUGUAGCGGGUUGGCUACGGGGGAUGUAGGCAGCCAUUCAUGCCCGCUGGAUGUCAACGAAGCGAACAUGAUGCCGGUGCUGCCGAACCGUGCUCUAGAAGACGCCGCUAGAGGACUGGACAGGACCCGUGAACAGUCGUCGAUACCACGUGCGGAUACUGGAGAAAAGUGGACGUACCCCUCGCCCAUGCAGUUUUACAACGCUCUGGCGCUGAAGCGUAAGACGUCCCCCGACGAAGCGGCGUACAUGCGGGAAGCCGUGAUGGCGCACAACAAUGUCAACGAGAGGACCUGGGAGAAAGUCCUGGAGUGGGAGAAAAUGCAUUCCAGCACAUGCCCCAAUCCGCAGCUGCGUCGUUUCGUCGGCAAGUACGGCCACAACUCGCCGAGGUCGUUAAUGCAUCGCUACAUUUGGAGGAUGGGUGAGCCAUUCGACCGGCACGACUGGUUCGUCAACCGCUGCGGCCGAGAGGUGCGGUACAUCAUCGACUACUACGAUGACCCACGCGCGCAAGACGACGUACAGGUUUACAUUGACGCUCGUCCUGCGCUUGACAGUUUCGGCGCAAUAAUGGAUCGCAUCAAAGGGCUCUUCAGGCGCGCCUAG